AUGCAAAACAUUAUCUCCCAAGUCCCACCAAGCUUCACCAAAGUGUUUUACAUCCCAAAACACAAUGCAGAAGUCUCUAAUUUUGCAGUGUACGACAUUUCCGAACAAUACCGCGAUAAGAUUGGAAAGUUACCUAUGGGGUCCGAAGACUAUAAGGUCGAGCUGUGCAUUCUUCGAAAACCGAAUGGCGAACAUGUUGGAGAUAAUGCACGAUUCUUGGUAAAUGUCGGCAAUGACAACACCUCGAUGUCUGUCCGUGAAAGAACUCUGGGUCAAGAUCCUGCAGAGGCAGACGUGUCAUUUCCAACAUCAGAAAACAACGAAUAUUCUGUUCUCACGCACACCAGUACGAAGUCAGUUCGAGGCUCUGGGCACCUCAUAUUUCCAUUGUCUGAGAAGCAAAUGAAGAAGGAAAUCAUCCGAUAUCCAUACCUCGCCUUCACAGGCAGUAUAUUCGGCGACAAAGACGCCGAAAACAGUCAUUACGAGUGGCAGGUCCAUCCAGACGAGAAAGGAGCGCUCCGAUACGAAUUUGUUAGCCUCGGAGAGAAACACACCGACGAUCUUGAUAAUUCAGUAUUGGCCAUAUAUCACCACCACGGUUUUGAGAACGACCUACCUACAUCUCACAGUCAUGGCGUUCUAUUGCUGCCGCCGACUUCAACGUCAGAGUUCGACAUCACGGUUCUCGCCAGUCUUUUGGCUCUUCUCUCGGCCGUUCGACAACAACCGACGUUGAAGAAGAGAUCACGAAUCAGGUCCUUGAUAGGUUGCAUAUAG
This is a messenger RNA of Fusarium poae, 780 nucleotides long. RefSeq lists its product as uncharacterized. The record is from RefSeq and is a predicted model, not a curated record. The transcript has 2 exons. NCBI's taxonomy places the organism in Eukaryota, Fungi, Ascomycota, Sordariomycetes, Hypocreales, Nectriaceae. Bases 1 to 780 code for a protein of 259 amino acids.